Salvia hispanica is the source of this 1595-nucleotide messenger RNA. Its product is annotated as pectin acetylesterase 8-like. The record is from RefSeq and is a predicted model, not a curated record. Gene Ontology annotation, molecular function: pectin acetylesterase activity. Lineage: Eukaryota; Viridiplantae; Streptophyta; Magnoliopsida; Lamiales; Lamiaceae. Gene Ontology annotation, biological process: cell wall organization. Gene Ontology annotation, cellular component: plant-type cell wall.
AUUAAAGCUGUUAUUAUAGUUAACUAAUAUAUUCAUAUUUCAUUUUCCUUAUUGUUUCCUAUUUCCAUUUCUUCUUCACCUUGUUGAUUCCAACCGCUGCAUAUCUUAAUCCCAAACUGGGAUUCAGUUAGCCAUUUGAGCUGCCAACAACCAUAAAAAAUGGAUGGGGGAUUGCAUCAAUGGGUGUUGGUUGUGGUUUCUUUGAUGAUUUUGAUGAGAACUGAAAGCUUCUUUGUGGAUAUUACUUAUGUUCAGAGUGCUGUGGCAAAAGGAGCUGUGUGUUUGGAUGGGAGUCCACCUGCUUACCAUUUUGAUAAGGGUUUUGGAGCAGGAAUCAACAACUGGCUUAUUCAUAUUGAGGGAGGAGGGUGGUGCAACAAUGCAACGACUUGCCUAGCCCGGAAAAGCACCCGGUUAGGUUCCUCCAAGCUGAUGGCCAAACAGGUUGCGUUUUCUGGGAUUUUCAGCAACAAGCCUAAGUUUAAUCCUGAUUUCUACAACUGGAACAGGAUCAAGGUUAGGUAUUGUGAUGGGGCAUCAUUCACUGGUGAUGUAGAAGCAGUUAAUCCAGCUACUGGUUUAUACUACAGAGGAGCAAGGGUCUUUGUUGCCAUUAUUGAGGACCUUUUAGCCAAAGGAAUGAGCCAUGCUCAAAAUGCUGUUUUAUCUGGAUGUUCAGCUGGUGGAUUAACCUCGAUUCUUCACUGCGAUAAGUUCAAAUCUCUUGUCCCCGCCAGCGCCAAGGUGAAAUGCUUUGCAGACGCAGGCUUCUUCAUCAACACGAAGGAUGUUUCCGGAGCUCAACACAUUGAGCAGUUCUACAACGAUGUUGUCACAACACAUGGAUCAGCGAAGAACCUGCCCCAGUCGUGCACUUCAAAGAUGAAGCCGGGUCUGUGUUUCUUCCCCCAAAACAUGGUUCAAGGAAUUCAGACACCUCUCUUCCUUGUGAAUGCUGCCUAUGAUUCAUGGCAGAUCAAGAACAUCUUGGCACCCGGUGUUGCUGACCCGCACGGCCUCUGGCACAACUGCAAGACCGAUAUAAACAAGUGCUCGACCAGCCAGCUGCAGGUCAUGCAAGAAUUCAGAACCGCGUUUCUUGGUGCAUUGAGCGGAGUGCAAAACUCUGCAACGAAAGGGUACUACAUCAACUCUUGCUAUGCCCAUUGCCAGACUGAAAUGCAGGAGACAUGGCUCAGAGACGACGCCCCUGUGUUGGAUGGCAAGAAUAUAGGGAAAGCUGUUGGUGAUUGGUACUACGACAGAAGCCCGUUUCAGAAGAUCGAUUGCCCUUACCCGUGCGACAAGACUUGCCAUAACCGGGUUUUCGAAUGAGACAGCUACUUAUAGACAUACAGCGUAAAUGAAGGGGUUCCUUAAGGAUAUAUUACUGAAGAUUAUUGAAGAUAUAUGAUUGAAGAUGUGCAGAAAUUGAAAGUUUCCUGUCAUUCAUCAAGAAUUUGACAAUAAUGAAAAAUUGUAAACAAAAGCAGAGAAACACUGUUUUUGGGAAUUAAAGCAGUAAAUGUAUUUCAUUGUCUGCUACAGAUUUGACCUCAUAAAUAUGAUACCAGAAUUUAUAUAUUUAUAUGACA